CUAGGCGUUUUGACUCAGCCACGUUAUUCUAAAAGCUAAUCUUGUUUGUUUGUGUUUUCCAGAGAUUCAUUUGAGCUGUGGCUGAAGCAGUUGCACACAGGGCCCCGUUAGGGACGAGAGAGAGAGAGAAGAGAGAGAAACGCGGCGGUGACUGGUUGUUGAUGGCAACCUUCGCCUCUUUUCUCUCUUGUUCUCCUCCUCCUCAGCCGCCUCCGCCGUCGUUUAUUUCCUCCCGCCGAUUUUUCCGGCCAUCGUCUUUUUCCGCUUCCAAACCUGCUAGGAAUUUGGGUAAAUUGCUGCGUCUCGAAACCCGGGUUCUCGCUUUCUCCGGUUCGUCUUUCCCUGCUUCAGAGUUCAGCUCGGGAGAUGAAAAUUCGCCAUCUGAGAAAUCAAACCUCUAUAAUUUAGUUCAAGAUAUCGAGCCCUUGGAUGUGAGCCUCAUCCAAAAAGAUGUUCCACAAACAACUAUAGAUGCAAUGAAGCGGACAAUUUCAGGAAUGUUGGGUUUGCUACCAUCUGACCAAUUUCAAGUGAUGGUUGAAGCUUUAUGGGAUCCGCUCUUCAAGCUGUUGAUAUCUUCAAUGAUGACAGGAUACACAUUAAGAAAUGCAGAAUACAGGCUCAGUCUUGAGAGGAAUCUUGAGAUAUAUGUAGGAGACAGUGAUAAUUCAAAACCUGGAGAUUCUAAAUGUAAUACCGAGGAGGGACACCAGGGAAGAGGGAGUUCUAGACAAGAUAGCUUGCCGACAUCCAAUGAAACUGGUGAAAUGACAUAUGACAUUCCAGAUUUUGGUGAAAUGACCGUUGAGGCCCGGCAGUAUAUUUUGAAACUGCAUUCCCGUUUAUCUUCGGUAGCUGAGCUAUCAGAGCCAACCUCACCCGAACUUAGAGCCACGAUUCAUUCAGUCGUGCAUGGUCUAUUGGCAACUCUCUCUCCAAAGAUGCACUCCAAAGGCCCCGAUCUUGGAGACAAUAACACUGCAGGAACUGUAGAUGUUGGAACUGAAGCGGACUGUGUCGAUCUUGUCGAGAACACUUCUCUUCAGUUCCAACCUCUUAUUUCAUUGCCACGCGAUUACCUGGCUCGCUUGCUCUUCUGGUGUAUGCUGUUAGGGCACUACCUUAGAGGGCAAGAAUACAGGUUGGAGCUUAUGGAGCUUCUCACAUUGCCAUUUGUUGCAGAUAGUGAUUCUUCCACUGGUCGACAUGUCAUCUGAAGAACGAUAUUAUGUCGUUUUCUUACUUUGUUUCAUAUAAACAAGUUGUUGAAGGGUCUAGCAUUUUCACUCUUGUACUUGGUUUCAUGUAAAUACUAAAUAGACAUGAAUUAUAUUCUGAAUAACAAAAAACAAUAAUUGUAAUUUAAAAAUCUGUAAUGAAACCAAACUUCAUGAGUUUGUGGGGUUGGAUAUAGGAAUGUUCCUAGU
Molecule: messenger RNA, 1427 nt
Organism: Striga asiatica
Lineage: Eukaryota; Viridiplantae; Streptophyta; Magnoliopsida; Lamiales; Orobanchaceae
Source: the annotation of a GenBank genome assembly